GAAGAAAAAAAUAAAAUAAAAUAAAAUUCUACUAUAUAUUAUUAUAUUAUGUACAUAACAUACGAACCAAACGUAGAAAAUGGAGAACGGGAGCAGUGAUUAUUCUGGUGCACUAGAGUUAGAACAGGAGCCAACAUCAACCUCUUCUUCAUCUUCUGCUUCAGCAAAACAACCAGGAGGCUGGAGAUCCAUCAAAUACAUCAUUGGAAAUGAGUCCUUCGAGAAAGUGGCAUCCAUGAGUUUGGUAUCAAAUCUCACAGUCUAUCUGCUCUCAAAUUACAACCUCAGUAAUAUAUAUGUGGUCAAUGUCGUGCAAAUUUGGAAUGGAUCCUCCAACAUCUUCUCAUUAAUUGGAGCUUUCAUUUCUGAUACCUAUCUGGGUAGAUUCAAGACCCUCUUCUUCGGCAGCAUUGCCUCAUUUCUGGGUAUUUUGACCAUAACCCUAACAGCAGGUAUACGACAACUGAGACCCCAUCCCUGCGACGACAACAGACACCAUUGCCAAUCUCCAGAUGCCUUGCAGCUAGCAGUUCUCUUUUUUGGUCUUGCACUGUUGUCCAUAGGAGCCGGUGGCAUCAGGCCAUGCAACAUUGCUUUUGGUGCAGAUCAGUUUGACUCCAAGACAGAGAAGGGUAGGGCCCAACUGGAAAGCUUCUUCAAUUGGUGGUACUUCAGUUUCACCAUUGCACUUGUUAUAGCACUCACAGCUGUUGUCUACAUUCAAACCAAUGUAAGUUGGACUCUAGGCUUUGCUAUUCCCACUUGCUGUCUUGCUUUGUCCAUUGCCAUCUUCCUACUUGGCCGCCACACUUACAUUUGCCAGAAGCCUCAAGGGAGCAUCUUCUCAGACAUGGCCCGAGUAAUUUCAGCAGCCUUUAGAAAACGCAACGUACAGGCUUCUGGUAGAACCGUUUACAAUCCUGCUCCAACAUCGGAGGAAGCAAAGACUGUUCAGACAGAUAGGUUCAAGUUCCUUGACAAGGCUGCUAUAAUAGUUGAUCCUAGUGAAUUGAAUGACCAAGGCAUGGCUAGAAAUGCUUGGAGACUUUGUAGCUUGCAACAAGUGGAACACUUAAAAUGUCUGUUGGGAGUUCUACCAGUGUGGGUGACAGGAAUUUGCGGCUUCAUUGUGAUGGAUCAGCAAAACACAUUUGGGGUGCUUCAAGCUGUUCAAAGCAACAGGUCCAUUGGGCCCCACUUCAAGGUCCCACCUGGUUGGAUGAACCUGACAUCAAUGAUAGCUCUCUCAUUUUGGAUAUUCAUUUACGAGUGUGUCUACAUUCCCCUAGCGAGAAAACUAAGCAUAAAGGCUCCAAGAUUGGCCAUGAAGAAAAGAAUCAGUAUUGGGAUCUUGUUGUCCAUCUUAUGCAUGUCGGUAGCAGCAAUUGUUGAAAAGAAGCGGCGUGACUCAGCUUUGAAACACGGUUUGUUUGUUUCACCAUUAAGCUUUGCAUGGCUGCUGCCUCAGUUUGCACUUUCAGGCCUCAAUGAGGCCUUUGCUGCUGUUUCCAUAAUGGAAUACUUCACCUUGGAAAUGCCAGAGAGCAUGAGGACUGUUGCUGGGGCUAUCUUCUUUCUGAGCCUGUCCAUUGCAAACUACAUGGGCUCCUUGAUUGUCAAUAUUGUCCAUAAAAUAACUUCUAGCAAUGGAAAAACAUCAUGGAUUGGGGGCAAUGAUUUAAACCACAAUAGGCUUGACUGCUACUAUUCUGUUAUUGCUGCACUGGGAGGUUUGAAUUUCAUCUACUUCAAUUUCUUUGCAUGUCGUUAUUGUGACAAGGACAAGGACAACCUCAAAACAGAGGCACAGCAAGAGCAUUCAAAUGUUGUGGGAGAAUCAUCUGAACCAAAUGAUGAGGAGAAGGCAUUGGAUAUAACAGGCACCACCAAAAGGGAAACAUGACCUCUCAUUCUCCUCUUGUUGGAGUUCAAACUAAAAAAAUUCAAGUUCUUUAGCGCUGCUGUAUAUUCAUUUGGUAGAUUUUCUUUCUCUUUGAGGAAACUAAAUGUAACUAAGUUCUGGUGUAGGUUUUGUCUUUUACUUUCUAUCCUUGUGUCUCGGACACUUUGUCAUUAAAUAAUAGUUUAGAUUUUUUAGAUCAAAAUUUGCUUCCUUAAGUUUUAGACUUUCACAUAUAUAAAUAGACA
Messenger RNA from Vigna radiata var. radiata (mung bean), 2148 nucleotides. Its product is annotated as protein NRT1/ PTR FAMILY 2.8. Gene Ontology annotation, cellular component: plasma membrane. The record is from RefSeq and is a predicted model, not a curated record. The transcript has 3 exons. Bases 80 to 1903 code for a protein of 607 amino acids. Gene Ontology annotation, biological process: transmembrane transport. NCBI's taxonomy places the organism in Eukaryota, Viridiplantae, Streptophyta, Magnoliopsida, Fabales, Fabaceae. Gene Ontology annotation, molecular function: transmembrane transporter activity.